Thalassophryne amazonica is the source of this 1644-nucleotide messenger RNA. RefSeq names its product checkpoint kinase 1 (gene chek1). Gene Ontology annotation, biological process: microtubule cytoskeleton organization; protein phosphorylation; DNA damage checkpoint signaling. Lineage: Eukaryota; Metazoa; Chordata; Actinopteri; Batrachoidiformes; Batrachoididae. Gene Ontology annotation, cellular component: cytoplasm. Bases 127 to 1518 code for a protein of 463 amino acids. The record is from RefSeq and is a predicted model, not a curated record. Gene Ontology annotation, molecular function: protein serine/threonine kinase activity; ATP binding; tau-protein kinase activity. The transcript has 15 exons.
UAUUACGUCGCGCCAAAAUUUGGGCAAAAUUCUCCGCUGUCAACAAAACACGCCAUAAAGUAUAUUUAAUCGUUGCUAACAGUGUCGGAAUCUGCCGCCGGCUGAAGCGAGCUGUGCGGCUUAAACAUGGCGGUGCCUUUCGUCCAGGACUGGGAUCUGGUUCAGACUCUGGGCGAAGGAGCUUAUGGAGAAGUGAGGUUGUUGGUGAACAAACACACUGAGGAGGCUGUAGCUGUCAAGGUGAUCGACACGUCUCAGUCCAAUGAAUGUGCUGAAAAUGUCAAGAAGGAGAUCUGCAUCCAUAAGAUGCUCAACCACGCCAACAUUGUCCGGUUCUUUGGGCACCGGAAGGAAGAGUUGACUAUGUACCUUUUCCUGGAGUACUGUACCGGAGGAGAGCUGUUCGACCGAAUCGAACCUGAUGUGGGAAUGAUGGAGAAAGAUGCUCACAGAUUUUUCCAGCAGCUCAUAGCAUCUGUGGAGUACCUCCACAGUAUUGGAAUCACCCACAGAGACAUCAAACCUGAGAACAUCCUGCUGGAUGACAAAGAUAACCUGAAGCUGUCAGAUUUUGGCCUGGCGACCAUGUUUCGUUUCAAAGGACGAGAGCGUCUUCUGAAUCGUCUCUGUGGAACGCUUCCUUAUGUUGCACCGGAGCUUCUCAGCCACACAGAAUACAGCGCCCAGCCUGCCGACGUCUGGGCCUGUGGGAUCGUCCUCACCGCCAUGCUGGCCGGAGAAUUGCCGUGGGAUCAGCCCACCGAGAGUUGUCAAGAGUAUUCGGAUUGGCUCCAAAAGAAAACCUACCUUUCACCUUGGAAGAAAAUCCAACCGAUGCCUUUAAGUUUGUUAUCCAAGUUACUGCUGGUCAGUCCGGAGAGACGCGUCACCAUCUCAGAUAUAAAAAAAGACCACUGGUUUAUUCAAGGUGUAAAGCAUCCAUCAGAUUCCAGAGGUUCUGCGGGGAACAAAGUGUUCCGAUCAGAUUUUGGGCUGAUUUCACGAGGCAAGAGUGAUGAGAAGAUAGAGCUCUCCAGCUCUCAGCCGGAUCCUACUGAAGGCAGCUGCACGUGGGAGGCCAUGCUGCUCAUUGGUCAAACUGAUGGCCAAGUCUGCUUCUCCCAGCCCACCAGACCCGAGCACAUGCUGUUGGGUAGUCAGCUAGCUGGCACGCCGGGAGCCAGUCAGACGCCCUGGCAAAGGUUAGUGCGGAGAAUGACGCGGUUCUUCACCACCGUGGACGCCGACGCUUCCCUGUCUUCCCUGAAAGACGCCUGUGAUGGGCUAGCGCUUGGGUUCAAACUCACGUGCACCAAAGAGGUGACUGUAAGCACACUGGACAAACGCAACAACAAGCUCAUCUUCAAAGUUCAUCUGCUGGACAUGAAUCAAAGAGUUCUGCUGGACUUCAGAUUGUCUAAGGGUGACGGUCUGGAGUUUAAGCGUUUGUUCCUGAGGGUCAAACGCAAGCUGGGUGACAUCAUCAGCACUCAGAAGAUUUUAAUGCCAGUCACAUGACGCCUCAAACGUAGAAUGUUUUGCAUGUUUAUGCUGUUAUAAAUGUUGUGCACUUCUUAUCUUGAAGCAUUUGUGAAUUGUUGUGUUUGUGAGGUGCAGUUAUGUGUAAAUUUUUGACAUAACUGA